AUGGGAGACAUAAGGGCAAUGUUUCACCAAGUUAGAGUCCCACCAGAGCAGAGAGACUUUCUUCGCUUCCUGUGGUGGCCAGAAGGAGAUCUUAUCCAACAUCCUAAGGCUUACAGGAUGUGUGUUCACCUAUUCGGUGGGACAUGGAGCCCAAGUGUUUGUAGUUUUGCUCUUAGACAUACAGCUGAAGAAUUCAAGACCGAAUAUUCUCCAGAAGCAGUGGAUGCUGUCGGUCGUAACUUCUAUGUAGAUGACUGUCUCGUUUCAUGCGAAACAGAAGAUGAUGCAAUCAAGCUUGUAGCUGAACUCAUGACGCUGCUCAAGAGGGGUGGAUUCGAAGUGACCAAGUGGAUAAGCAACAGCCCAGCUGUGAUCAAGUCUGUGCCUUUGGAAGAUCGAGCUAAAAACAUUGUGGGACUCGAUUUGAAUCGGGAUGCCUUACCAGCAGAAAGGGCACUUGGAGUAACAUGGGAUGUAGAACUGGACUGCAUCACCUAUAAGAUCACCCCCAAGGGCAAACCAGUAACGAGGAGUGGAAUUCUGAGUGAGAUAGCAUCAAUAUAUGACCCCUAUGGAUAUGCCAGUCCAUUCGUCUUGGUUGCCAAGAGAAUCCUCCAGGAUCUAACUGCUCUGAAGCUUGGAUUUGAUGACCCAGUUCCAGAUGAACACCAUUCCAGGUGGCUAAAAUGGAAAGAAUGGCUUCCCUUAAUGAGCAACUUCAGAGUGAGCAGGUGUUUCAGACCCUUUGAUGAUGUGAACGAGUACCAACUGCAUCAUUUCUGUGAUGCAUCUGAGUCGGCGUACGGUGUAGUGUCUUACCUGCGCAUGACCAGUGAAGAAGGACAAGUCCAUUGCAACAUAAUUCUGGCUAAAGCAAAAUUAGCACCUCUGAAGAAGAUGACAAUACCUCGCUUAGAGCUCAUGGCGGCAGCACUUGCAGUCACAAUGGAUAGAAAGAUCAGAAAGGAGCUGGACUUUCCCUUGAAUGAGUCUGUCUUUUGGACAGAUAGCACAAUAGUCCUCCAUUACAUCCGCAGUGACAACAAGCGCUUUCGGACAUUUGUGGCUAACAGGAUAUCUACCAUCCGUGAUGCCUCGGAGCCCAGGCAGUGGAGAUAUGUCAACACAGAAAAGAAUCCAGCUGAUGAUGUAUCAAGAGGUCUAACGCCAGACAAGCUCAAUGGCAGAUGGCUCAAGGGACCAUCCUUCCUAUGUGCUGAUGAGAUGGAAUGGCCUAUCGCUCCAGCUGAUCUGCAAGUGCCACCAAGUGAUCCAGAAAUCAAACCACCUACAGAAAAUGCCAGUGCAUUCACAACUCAGUCAGAGGAGAAGUCAUUGGAAAGGCUUAUCAACACAUAUUCCUCCUGGUAUAAGCUGAGGAGGGGAGUGAGCUGGCUAUUGAAGUUCAUGCAGUGGUUGAAACUCAAAGGAAAAACCCAGACAGAGCAAGAGCUGAGGGACUUCAAAAGGAUCAGUUACGACGACAUGCAGAAAGCAGAGAAGAGAAUUUUGCAUUACGUGCAAAAAUGUUUCUUCCAGAAGGAGAUUGAAUCAUUGACCGAUUCAGAUGGUAAAGUGACAAAGACAAGUCAACUCUACAAGCUGGACCCUAAGAUAGUCGAGGGUCUUGUUAGAGUUGGAGGAAGAUUAGAGAGAUCAGCUCUACCAUUAGAAGCCAAACACCCAGUCGUCUUACCCAAGGGAAGUCACGUGUCAGAUCUGAUCUUGAGAGAUGUUCAUGUAAAGGCAGGGCAUAGUGGAAGAAAUUAUGUCCUUUCUGUGCUCCGUGAGAAGUAUUGGAUGCUUGGAGCAGGAGCAGCUAUCAGGAGCAUGAUUAGCAGAUGUGUCAUGUGCAGGCGGCAAAGAGGGAAGAUGAUGAGUCAGAAGAUGGCUGACCUGCCUGAGAAUAGACUGUUACCUGACGAGCCUCCAUUUUCCAAGGUUGGCAUUGACUAUUUCGGCCCCUUUGAGGUUAAAAGGGGUCGCAGCAUGGAGAAGAGAUAUGGAGUCAUGUUUACAUGUCUUACCACACGCGCCAUUCAUUUGGAAGUCGCUCAUUCUUUGGAUACGGACUCUUGUAUCAGUGCCAUUCGUCGUUUCAUCGCUCGCAGGGGCAAUAUCAAGGAGAUGCUCUCAGAUAAUGGCACUAAUCUUGUGGGCGCUGAGAGAGAGCUGAAAAGAGAAAUAGAUGGAUGGAACAAAGCUCAAAUCAGCGCAGACCUGCUCCAGAAAGGCAUCAAAUGGACUUUCAACCCACCCACUGCUUCCCAUUUUGGAGGAGUCUGGGAAAGGCAGAUUGGGACUGUGAGAAAGCUCAUACUGGCAGUAACUAAGCAACAGGUGCUCUCAGGUGAAAGUCUGACAACUCUCUUCUGCGAAAUUGAGAGCAUCGUCAACAACAGGCCUCUAACAAGUGUAUCAGAUGAUGUCAAUGAUCUUGAGGCCUUGACUCCCAAUCACCUACUUCUGCUGAACAGGAAGCCGCAACUGCCACCAACAGUGACGGACAGAUCAGAUGUCUACUCGAGAAGGAGGUGGCGUCAAAUACAGUAUCUCGCCGACGUAUUCUGGAGGCGCUGGUCUAGAGAGUACUUACCGCAGUUGCAAAGAAGAGAAAGAUGGGUACCAUCGCAUCGCAAUCUUCAGAUUGGUGACUUGGUGCUGGUUGCCGAUGCAAACACUCCGCGGAAUUCGUGGCUGCUGGGAAGAGUACUUCAAACUUUCCCAGACAAGAAAGGCUUCACCCGUAGUGCGAACAUCAAGACAAAGAAUAGCGUAAUUGUUCGUCCUAUCUCGAAAUUGUGCCUGAUUUUGGAAGGAGAUUGUUAA
Molecule: messenger RNA, 2829 nt
Organism: Strongylocentrotus purpuratus (purple sea urchin)
Lineage: Eukaryota; Metazoa; Echinodermata; Echinoidea; Camarodonta; Strongylocentrotidae
Exons: 1
Coding region: 1-2829 (942 amino acids)
Biological process (GO): DNA integration
Molecular function (GO): nucleic acid binding
Source: RefSeq, a predicted model, not a curated record